This is a messenger RNA of Rhododendron vialii, 770 nucleotides long. RefSeq lists its product as uncharacterized. Lineage: Eukaryota; Viridiplantae; Streptophyta; Magnoliopsida; Ericales; Ericaceae. The transcript has 3 exons. Gene Ontology annotation, biological process: GPI anchor biosynthetic process. The record is from RefSeq and is a predicted model, not a curated record. Bases 229 to 612 code for a protein of 127 amino acids.
ACAGAUGCAACAGUUUUUGGAGUUACAAACUUGGAGUUGCCUUCGGUAGUUUCAAAUCUGUCUGUUGUUAAGGUGCACAUCGAUGUUGAUCUUAAUAUAGUAUCAGGACACAGCAAUGGACUGGAAAUUGAUGUUGACGUUCCAUUACAUGCACGUUAUUCGCAUCCAACUCAAACCAAUUGGCAAUGAGGAGAGAGGCCGCUCAGGCCUCAUAUACUAGUUUUUGAGAUGAUAAUUAAUCCAUUGGCAACGGGGACACACGAGGGACGCGGUGGGGACAUGGGUGGAACACGUAUGGGGACACGGCAGGGGUUAAAUAUGCAAUCUUUUAAAAUUUAUCUUUUAGGAGAACAUGUAUUUGCAACAGUUGAAUUCAGCAGAGCUGACCUAUUCCUACGCUGCAACAUUGACGAGAAAUCCCAUGAUGACAGUUGUUUAUUUAUGGUGACGGGUAGUAGUGAUGAAUCCCAAAGUGUUGUGUGGGAAAUUCCUUGUGGAAUUACGGAACACUCUGGAGUUGUCUCUAUUGUUGCCUUUGUUUCAGUUGUUGUAGCAGCUUUCCUAAUUGUCUUGACAUCGAUUUAUUAUCCACAUAAUCAGAAAUCACAGUGAUCUGAAACAAUCUAUACUAAUACCCAUUUUUAUGGAAAUUCUCACGUGCCGGAGCCUGAGCCUGAGCCAGAACUGGUGUUGGAGCUCUGCUGCUUGUCCAAUUGAUGUAUCAGCCAUUUACUUUGUCUUGAUUUCAGUUAUUCAGAUAUCAUGGCCGC